GUGUUACAGUGUUUGUGUUCAUUUUGUAAUUUGUGUCAUGAAAAAGUGAGUCAUUUAUUUCCAUAACUUCUGGGUCCAUAUAUUCAGUUAACUCAUCAAUUCUUGAGAAAACUAAACAUGUUUGGCGGUGGUAAGAAGAAGAAAUCGAAUGCUGAGGCCCAACAACCCACGGGACAAAACUCUGACUUGUUUGACCUAUCUCAUCUGAGUGGGUUAGUGGGUUUGCCAGGUCAAGAUCAGGCUGAAGAUGAUUCUGCAUUAGAGGCUGAGCUCGCAGCCUUAAUGGCCGACGACAGCUCAACACCACACACAUCUAAACAACCGCCUCGCAAGAAAGUGCCUUUGUCUCAGAUUGAUCAACUAGCUGCAGAAGCGAUGAAGAGCGUUGAAGACGAUGAGGUGACGGAAGAUGACAUGGAAAACCCUGACCUUUUGGCUGAAUUAGCGCUGCUAUCUCAAGAAGAUGACACGGAUACCUUGAGGCCAUCCCCUCAGGCAUCCUCCAGAGUUUCCCCAAGACCUUCCCCAAGGCCAUCUCCAAGACCUUCUCCUCAACCUUCACCAAGGAGCUCUCCAAACCCACAGAGAAAGUCCGAGACUAACUUGCAGGCCGUCAUUGAAGAACGACUCAGCAAUUACCAACUAGCUGUGAAGAAUGCAGAGGUCGCUGGGGAAAGUUCAAAGGUCAGGCGGUAUGGGAGGGGUUUGAAGACAUUAAAAGACAUGGAUAAAAAACUCAAGCGAGGAGUGAAAAUCGACGAGUCAGAAAUCCCUCCUGUGGUUGCUGUCGGUCGGUCACAUCCUUCAACAUCUUCAGCCCCAGAACCUGCUCCACCUCCCAAACAGAGUGAAGUGGUCCAGCCACCCACUAGCUCCAUUGAAACGACAAGCACAAGCCAUUCACCAAAGAGGGAUCGUUCUCCAGUAGGGGAUUCGCAAAUGAUGACGUUGAAACAAAGACAGCGAGAGUACAAAGUGGCAGCAUUAGAAGCCAAACACGCUGGUAAUCUUCAGGUUGCUGCAAAUCAUCUCAGAGUGGCCAAGCAAUUUGACUCUGUUAUUCAAGCCCUAGAAAAGGGAGAUGAAGUUGAUUUGAGCGGAAUGCCGCCUCCUCCAUCGUCAGCCCCUCAAGAUGAACCAAUGAGAGUUCCUCCGGCCAAACAGCUGAAGAUUCAAGCACCUGAAAUUGAUGUCUCGGUCCCAGCUGGAAGCAGUGAGGUAGCCCCACCCCCCUCCUCCUCCUCCUCCUCAGAUCCACCUGUACCUAGAAACACACUUGAGGCGCUACAGCAGCGUUGUGGAAGCUACAAGGUGUUGUUGGAUAAGGCAACCACUGAAGGGAAUGCGAGUAAAUGCCGGAGGCUUGGAAGGAUUACAAAGAGUUAUCAAGAUGCUAUAAAGAAGGAGAAAGCAGGCCGACCUGUGGACUAUGAGGAGCUGCCAUCACUACCAGGAUUCCAUCCGAUACCCCCAAGGGGUGCAGCUCCUAGAGCCCCUGGCCAGCCUUCCCAAGGACAGCCUUCUGCAGGACAGCCUCUACCAGGCCAGCCUCGUCCAGGGCAGCAAUCUCCAGCCAAGGCAUCUCCAGGUCAGCGAUCCCCUGGCCAGCCAUCCCCAGGCCAGUCUGCCGACCAGACAACACCAAAAGCAGCUGCAGCCUCUCCAAGAGCCAAUUACCCUGUGCUUUCAAGACCCCCUUCAGCAAAAGAAGCUCAGAAUCUGAAGAACAUGAGGAUUCUUUUGGAGCGACAGAAACAGUUUAAGAUACUUGCCAUAAAAGCGAAGAAAGAAGGCGAUAUGGAUGAAGCUAUGAGAUUUCUAAAAGAAGCCAAGGGAUUUGAUUCUAUGAUAACAGCGAGCGAAAACGGACUACCAGUCAAUAUGGACACGAUCCCAGAUCUACCAUUGCAGCGACAAAGCUCGGAUGAUUUUGAGGUUGUUUCUCCGACCGAUGUACCAAAUAUCCCAGCAGAAGUCUUGGCAGACAAAGGGCAGCUAUACACUCGGCUUAUUACCUGCCUCGAGAAACAAAUACAGAUUUGUGCCACCAAUGAGAAGCAGUACUUACAACUGGGCAAUCUUUCUACAUCAAAAAAGUUUGGUGAUAUGAGACAGAGUUGUCAGCAAGAUUUGGAUCUUUUGAAAGUGGCUCGUUCUCACUCGGACCCUGUACCAAGGUUUCACUUUGAGUCCAGAACCAUUCCAACAAUCAGAGUUUGUCCAGAUUUGACGGAUACUGAAGUUGAAGUCACUGUUGUAAGAGGAACCCAAUACAAACUGCCAUCAGGAGAGAAGGAUUUGGACACCUUUGUCAAGUAUGAGUUUCCAUACCCAAGUGAUGAGCCACAAUGCGAGAAGACGGGAUGGGGGAAGGGGUUUGAAACUGUAGAGUAUAACGAUGCUUGCAAACUGCAAAUCCAACGGAAUAGAACAUUCUCAUCUUGUGUUAAGAGGAGAUCCGUCAAAUUUGAAGUAUAUUAUGGAAGAGGAUUUUUGCGCAGUGACAAACUCUUAGCUCAAGCGAGUCUGAAGUUAGCUGAUCUAGAAACCAAAUGUGAGAUCCAUGAGAGUUUACCAUUACUGGAGGGUCGGAAAGCCACAGGGGGAAAACUAGAGGUCAAAGUUCGGAUACAUCAUCCCCUAAGUGGCGUGAAGGAAGAUCAAACUAAAGAGAAGUGGCUGGUGAUUAACAGUGCACACAAAAAACGGAUUCCUGCGUCAAAUCCAAGUUCCCUUCAUGUACAUGUAUCACCAAAGCAGCCAUCUCAACAGGGAGCGUCUACCUCAACGUCGCCCAAAAAGAGUGUAUCUCAGGCUGAAAGUUUAGCUGUCCUAAGCUGGGAGUCGACUCAACUGAAGAAAAAGAUUGCUGAGUUGCAAGCCCAGAGGAGACCCGUCCCGAAUGAAUUAGUCGCACAACAAAAAGCCUCCUUACAGAAGAUUCACAAGUUGCAGACAUUCUUGAAGGAGGGAGGCCGACAAGCAAAACAAGCAUAUGUCUCUAGACUUCAGGCUUCCCUUCCUACCUACACGGCCCAAGCUAAGCAAACUUUGUUAGCAGGAAACAAAGACAAAGCUGGAGUCCUUAUGGCUAAGAAGAAACUGGUUGAGACUGAGAUUGCUUCACUAUCAAAGUGACAUCGAUGUUCCAGCCAGAUUUGAAUGUUUAUACCUUGUGACUCACUGUCAGGUUUUCAAUAUUUAUAACUUGUGUUUUUUGUAUAAUGGUUUGAGAUAGAGUCUACUUUGCUCUGCGGUCUCAAGCCAAAUUAAUGUCUCAGUUGCUAAUUGAAACUAUAGCUGCCAAUAAUAAGGACGUUCAUGUGUAAAACCCUUAAAGCCAUUGGACACUUUCGGUAAACAGUAUUGUCCAAGGCCCACACUUCGUGUAUCACAACUUAUAU
Messenger RNA from Asterias rubens (European starfish), 3404 nucleotides. RefSeq names its product coiled-coil and C2 domain-containing protein 1-like. Gene Ontology annotation, cellular component: nucleus. The transcript is spliced from 26 exons. Bases 118 to 3138 code for a protein of 1006 amino acids. Lineage: Eukaryota; Metazoa; Echinodermata; Asteroidea; Forcipulatida; Asteriidae. The record is from RefSeq and is a predicted model, not a curated record. Gene Ontology annotation, molecular function: RNA polymerase II cis-regulatory region sequence-specific DNA binding; DNA-binding transcription repressor activity, RNA polymerase II-specific. Gene Ontology annotation, biological process: regulation of transcription by RNA polymerase II.